This is a messenger RNA of Nymphalis io (European peacock), 771 nucleotides long. RefSeq names its product glycine cleavage system H protein-like. The record is from RefSeq and is a predicted model, not a curated record. The coding region runs from base 79 to 546 and encodes 155 amino acids. Gene Ontology annotation, biological process: glycine decarboxylation via glycine cleavage system; protein lipoylation. The transcript is spliced from 5 exons. Gene Ontology annotation, cellular component: glycine cleavage complex; cytoplasm; mitochondrion. NCBI's taxonomy places the organism in Eukaryota, Metazoa, Arthropoda, Insecta, Lepidoptera, Nymphalidae.
CCGGCUCCAACCCGUCACUGUUCGCUCGCACCCGCCUCGGCCCGGACGCUUUCUUAGAUAAAAAAAAACAAUAUUAAAAUGGUACUAGGGAGUUUAAUGCGUUCGGCGACGAGGUUCAGCCGUUCCGGCGUUACACAUUGCUGCCGAAGAGCCUUUUACAGCACAGACAACAAAGGACGCUACUACACAAAGAAGCACGAGUGGGUGUCAGUAGAUUCAGGGAUAGGAACCAUUGGCGUAUCAAGCUAUGCCCAGGACUCGUUAGGAGAAGUUGUAUUCGUACAGUUACCCGAUGUAGGUCGGACGGUGGCGGCAGGCGAUGAGUGUGGAGCCCUUGAGAGCGUCAAAGCGGCCAGCGAGGUUUACACGCCAGUCUCCGGAUCUAUAACCGAGAAGAACGACGCAGUCGAAUCAACGCCGUCUCUUAUCAACAAGUCUUGCUAUGAGGAAGGCUGGCUGUUCAGGGUGAAGCUGUCCACGCCAGAUGAGCUCCAGCAGCUAAUGAAUCAGACGGAAUAUGAAAAAUACCUCGAAGAAUCGCACUGACAUUGCAUUUUGACAUUUUCUUGUAAGUUAGAUAGUAACGACGUCAAUCACUGAAUCUCAUGUAAAAUUAUAUUUUGAAUAAUUAAAUGCAAACUGUAAACAUCCUAAUGAUAUAAAAUUUGUUUAAAUAUAUUCUGUAAAAAUAUUUAUGUCAAGUGUAACAUCAAUUGAAUAGUUAAGAAUUAUAAGUUUUGUAAAAUAUAAUUUGGAAAAAGCAAUAAUAAU